UAUAAAGUUAAGUUUUAGAAAUCUGCUCACUUCUAAAAUACUACAAAUUUUCGUGUUCGACUGGAAUAUUUUUGAAGCAAUAACCAUGUUUUCAAGAUAUUUCGACAUAUCCAUGCCAAUAUUAUUUGCAUUAUKGUGUUAUUUUCUACAGGUUUCMUWUCUACUAACGAUGAACAGAUGACGGGAAAUUAUGGACUUAAAGAUCAGAAAUUAGCACUACAAUGGGUUMARAAGUACAUUUCGGCUUUUGGCGGUGAUCCCGAACGAGUGACUAUUUUCGGUCAUAGUGCUGGCGCUGCAUCAGUCCAUUUACACUUAAUGAAUAACAAUGAAGAGGGUCUAUUCAAUAACGCUAUUAUGAUGAGUGGCGCCGCAAACUCACCAUUCGCUUUGCCAUUAAACGAUCCUAGAGACCAAGUGGUUCAAUUGGCUAAAGCUGCUGGUGUAAGAGAAGCUGAAUAUCUAAGUUCCGCUGGCCUAGUUCACGCGUUGCGAUCGAUCAAACCGAAAACCUUGCUGCGAGCUAUUGAUGAUCUUAAAAUUUGGCCUGAGCAACCACUUGCAAUUUUCCGUCCGAAUGUUGAAGAUAAGUGCUGGCGUGGUGCAUUUUUAACAAACAACCCAAGAGAACCAUACGUACCGUUUGGAACGGCCAAUAAUAUAUCUUGGAUCGUUGGUAAUGCACCUGCCAAAGGUGAGGGUUUGGCUAUGGCACUUCGAUUGACAACCAAUAAGAAAUUGCGGAAAGAGUUCAAUAAAGAGUUUAGCAAAAGAUUGAGCAUUAUGCUGGACUUACCUUUUGUUUGCGACACAGAAGAUGUGAUAGAAUCAUUGGUAACCGAGUAUAUGGAUGGUAAACGCGAAUUAAAKGAUGAAACAUUGGAUGGCUUUUUGGAGCUUUUGGGAGACGCCUAUUUUGUAUACCCAACUUACAGGCUUUUAAGUUAUAAUGUCGAUUCUAACCGCACUGAUUUUAGAGGAAUAAUAAAUUUUGAUUAUCGCGGACCCUAUUCAUAUUCGAAAAUAUUUACAAAUAGCUUAAAAGAUUUUGGCACAGCACACGUUGAUGAUUCGCUGUUUCUGUUUGAAGGACCACGCGGAGUAUCGUAUGGUUAUUUAAAGAAGUCUCGUGAGGCAGCGUUGGUUAGACGCUAUGUGAGGUUAUAUCAGUCUUUUGCCGAAAAUGGUUAUUCAGAUGAAUUUGCUGGCAUCGAAGAAUGUAAUGAAAUAAAUUUUCCGAAUUGUGCAUCUUUGUCGAUUGCAAAGAAGGAGGAACCAUUCGAAUCUGGUAUACCUUGGAAUAAUGAUCGAAUGGCAUUUUGGGAAAACCUAUAUGAAAUUUGCCGGCUUUGAAUGCAUAUAUAUACAUAUUUUUUAUGUUUUGUAUAUAUGUACAUAUAUAUACUUUCUUAUUGCAAUAAAGCCGAAAAUAAAGUCAUACUAACACUUGACUUAGUUAAA
This is a messenger RNA of Bactrocera latifrons, 1461 nucleotides long. Its product is annotated as venom carboxylesterase-6-like. The record is from RefSeq and is a predicted model, not a curated record. Bases 178 to 1353 code for a protein of 391 amino acids. Lineage: Eukaryota; Metazoa; Arthropoda; Insecta; Diptera; Tephritidae. The transcript is spliced from 4 exons.